This is a messenger RNA of Indicator indicator, 535 nucleotides long. It is a transcript of the gene LYRM4, whose product is annotated as LYR motif containing 4. Lineage: Eukaryota; Metazoa; Chordata; Aves; Piciformes; Indicatoridae. The record is from RefSeq and is a predicted model, not a curated record. Gene Ontology annotation, cellular component: mitochondrion; L-cysteine desulfurase complex. The coding region runs from base 1 to 270 and encodes 89 amino acids. The transcript has 3 exons. Gene Ontology annotation, biological process: iron-sulfur cluster assembly.
AUGGCAGCGUCCAGCCGGGCCCAGGUGCUGCGGUUGUAUCGGGCUCUGCUGCGGGAGAGUCAGCGCUUCAGCAGCUACAACUACAGAAUGUAUGCCAUCAGAAGGAUAAGAGAUGCCUUCAGAGAAAACAAGAAUAUAAAGGAUUCCGAAAAAAUAGAAGAACUAGUGAAUAAGGCCAAAGCAAACCUAGAGAUUAUUCAUCGGCAGGUUACCAUUGGCCAACUGUAUUCCGCAGAGAAAUUGGUUAUUGAAAGUCCAGGAAACACAUAGCUCUGAGAAGACUCUGAUCUGAUCCUCAUGCAACACUGGACCAUCUUCAGCAUCCUACAGUGCCACAUACAGAUGCAUAAACUUACUGCACGUCUGAGCUUUUCUGUUCAACAUAAGAAAUGCCUGAGAGACUCAAGUUUUUUGCAACCAAAGUACUAUCUUGUAAUGGUUCACAUGUUCUGAAAUAUAUUGCUGUGAUUUGUAAUAGCAUGUAAGAGUGUUGAAAUCUGUGUGCUUGUGUGUCUUGUGAUGGAAUAGUCCCUGC